UCAUUGUUGGGCUGUAGGUGACGCGCCCCGGUCUGGGUGGGACGGGGGCGAGGCUAGAGCCGGGCGGGGGGGGGCGUUCCUGGGCCGGCUCGCCUUCCUUCCCUCCCCGCCUCCCUCCCCUCUACGUCGGAUGAAGGCGGCGGGCGGGCUUGCAAACAAAAGAGGGGGGUGGGCGCGAGGGGGGGAGGCGCGGAGCCCCCAAGAGCCCGCGAGGGAGGAGGAGACGAAGGGGGCGCCCGCCUGCCAUGCCCAGCGCCCUCUGCCAGCUGGAGGGGGGCCCGGGCGCCCGUUGCCCCCCUCCCGGCUUGGGGGGGCUGCUCCUGAACCCCCACCUCGGACAGCCGCCGCCUGCUUGCAGCAGCGCCAGCAUCCCUCCUCUUCGACGGGAGGAAGACCUGGCCCAGCAUCCCUCCUCCCGGCCGCCCCCGGGGGGCAGCAAGGCAGCGGAGGACCCCUCGGCCGCGCUCCGGUUUGCCUUGGACCAGCUCUCCAUCCUGGGCUUGGCUGAGGAGGGCGAGGAGGAGGAGGAGGAUGGAGACGAGGACCGAGCCGGAGCGCCCCCCGAGGAUGGAGCGCUGGACCACUUCGCUUACGGAGCAUCCUCGGGGGCGGGGAUGCCCCUGCUGGGCCCGGAGGGCAGCCCCCCGGCCUCCCCCGAGGUCUUCGGGGCCUUCCCUCCGCCCUGCCUGGGGCACGCUCCGCAGCACCCCCUGCUGGCCGGGCACCUGGCGAGCCGCAAGAAGAGCGUGAACAUGACCGAGUGCGUCUCCGUGCCCAGUUCGGAGCAUGUGGCGGAAAUCGUGGGCAGGCAAGGAUGCAAGAUCAAAGCUCUGAGAGCCAAAACCAACACUUACAUCAAGACGCCGGUGCGAGGAGAGGAUCCGGUCUUCAUCGUGACGGGGCGUAAAGAGGAUGUGGAAAUGGCCAAGCGAGAGAUCCUUUCAGCCGCCGAACACUUCUCCAUGAUCCGAGCCACGCGGAACAAAGUCAACGGUGUGACGGGUCCCCCAAACCUUCCAGGGCAGACCACUAUCCAAGUGCGGGUCCCGUACCGAGUGGUUGGGUUGGUGGUGGGGCCCAAGGGGGCCACUAUCAAGCGGAUCCAGCAGCAAACCCACACCUACAUUGUGACCCCGAGCCGGGACAAAGAGCCUGUUUUUGAGGUGACCGGGAUGCCCGAGAAUGUCGAUCGGGCUCGGGAGGAGAUAGAAGCUCAUAUCACCAUGAGGACUGGCUCCUUUGUUGACGUCAACGCCGACAACGACUUUCAUUCCAACGGCACCGACGUUUGUCUGGACUUGCUGGGGGUCAACCCGUCCAGCCUGUGGUCCAAGGCCCCGAACCCUGCCCGCCGGCCAGUGUCCAGCCUCCGCAACGAUAACCUCGGUCCUUUGGCUACCACUACCUCGGCGCCAGAAGCUUACUUUGGGGGUCCGGUGGCCGAUGGGCCCCCCAACAGCCCUUUUGGCUCCAGCAGCAGCUUCCCUUUCAGUGACCCACCGGCUCCUGUGCUGGGCUCGGACGAUUGCGACUUUGGGUUUGAUUUUCUGGCCUUGGACCUCAGCACACCGACCACCAUCUGGUCCCCAUUUGAGCCGCCCGCUGACCCGCUUCAGGCAUUCAGCAGAUCUUCCUCCUCCUCCCUCAACAGCACCUCUCAGAGACGCAACAGCAGCCUCAGCAGCACGGCCACUCCUCGCCACUCGCCGACCCUCCCGGAGGCCAGCAUGACCCUAGACCACCCUUUGGCCCGGCGCAUUCAGAGCGACCCGGUCAAUGCCCUGUCGUGGGUGCCACCUCAGGGCUCCCUCUCGUUCUCCAACAGCACUGGCUACUCCUCUUCCUCCUCUUUGCCCAGUAGUAUUUCAGUCGCCUCGGGCUCCCCGACGGAUUCGAGCGGUUCCGACGGGGCCCGCAAGAACUCCCGCGAGUGCAUGGUCUGCUUCGAAAGCGAGGUUAUCGCCGCCCUGGUGCCGUGCGGCCACAACCUCUUCUGCAUGGAGUGCGCCAUGCGCAUCUGUGGCCGAUCUGAUCCAGAGUGCCCCGCCUGCCACACGCCGGCCACGCAAGCCAUCCACAUUUUCUCGUAGCCGUCAGGGCAGGGGGGCCGCAGACUCCUCAGUCCCACCCAUCCCAUUUCCUCCUUACAAAAACACAGCUGUCUUUUUGAACUUUUAACUGUUUAUAUCAAGCUUUUUUAAAAAAAAAAUUUAAAUGGAUUAUUGUUGGGGUUGGGGAAAGGGAAUGAAAUGCAUCCGUUAUGCCAUGCUAGGUUAGAAAAAAUGAUAGGACGGUGAGUAGAAGAGGGAUUAAGAAACAUUGGGGGAAUUGGCGGGAGGCCGGGGGGGGGAAGACUAAUUCACAGGGAAAGAGGUGCAAAUUUCGAGGGCUGGGCAAAAAAUAAUUUUUAAAAAAUAUUGUUUACAGAACAGCUUUAACUCUUGCUCUGAGCGUGCGCAGGAGGGUUGAGUGAAAUGGGUGCUAUUCCCCCAACCGCUCUCUUCAAAUAGCAGUAUUCUUUUCUCUUCUUUGCCAACAAAUUAAGGAAAAAUUGAGGUCCGCAUGCACUUUUGAAAGGACACGACAAGGGUUGUCUUUUGUUGUCGUUCUUAAAGAAAAAAAAGGAAUUCAUACAUCUUUUUGCAUUUCUUUAAUUACCUUUUUUUGGAAACCCAGGAGUGUGGGUUGCAUUCAGCUAAAUUCUACUCAGAGUAGACCUAUUGAAAUGAAUGGGCCUAACUUAGUAAUGUUGACUGACUGCAAGAAGCCCAAUUUAGUCAUGUUCAUUGAGUUAAAUGGACCUAAGUUAGUUGUGCCCAUUGCAAUGGACCUAAGUUAGUCAUGUCCAUUGAUUUCAAUGAGCUUAAUUGAGUUGUGUCCAUUGAUUACAGUGGGCCUAAUUUAGUCAUGCCCGUUGAUUUCUUGAAAACCCAGGAGUGUGGGUUGCAUUCAGCUAAGUUCUACUCAGAGUAGACCUAUUGAAAUUAAUGGGCCUAACUUAGUGAUGUCGAUUUAUUGCAAGAGGUGCAAUUUAGUCAUGCCCAUUGAUUUCAGUGGACCUAAUUUAUCGAGACGAAUGGGUCUACUCCUGAGUAUGACUAACUUUGAAUAUUGCCCUCUCUGGGUUGUACCCAAUGAUAGUCAAACUUGAAGUAGACCCACUGAAACCAAUGGAUUGAUGUAACCUAAGUCCAUUGAUUCAGUAGGCCUGCUCUGAAUAUGACUAAUGUUGGAUGGCAUCCGUAUAUGUCUCUGGACACAUAGGGUGAUAUCCCGCGUUAGUCAUAUCUCGGAGUAGACCCAUUGAAAUCAGUGGACUUGUUACAUCAGUCCAAUGGUUUUCAAUAGGUCUACUCUGACUAUGGGGAAGGAACUGGCAAUCCCACCCCAUAUAUACGGUCUGCCUAGUAACCGUCGCAAGAUGUCACCCUAAGAGUCGGAAACGACUCGCACUACAAGUACGGGGACACCUUUACCUUUUACUCUGACUAUGACUUAACAGUGGAGAUAAUUCAUAUAUAUUCAUGCAUUCAUAUGCGCACAGUUGUAAUUUUUGUCUGUUAAACAAAAUCUUACCUUUCCCCAAAACCAAUGAGAGAAGCAGGAGGGAUAUUUGGGGGAAAUGAGGGGGUCACCUUAACACAUAAUGCAAAAAAAGGCUUAUUUAUAGUCAGCUAAGUUCUACUCAGAGUAGACCCACUGAUUUCAAUGUACCCAAGUUAGUCAGUUAUUCCCAAAAGGUCUACUUCGAGUAAGACUAACUUUGACUAUGAUCCAUUAUCUCUUUCUUUUUUUAUCUCUCUGUAUAGGUAGGGAAUUUCUAGGGGUAAAUAAUUUACUGAAUAAAUUUUAAGAGCUAAAGUAUAUUUUAUUUUUUAAAACAGGGGCAUAAGGGUAGGCGGGUGGGGGACCAACUUUUAACCUUGCGACGGCUAAAGUUCCACUCAUACAUAUGUAUAUAUAUAUAUAUUUGCUGAUCUGACUUGACGAUUAUGAAAAUUGUAUGCAGAGUUUUAUUUUUUUGAACUUUCAAAGCCUUCUUAAUAAUAAUAAAAAAUAAAGAGAGUAA
This is a messenger RNA of Rhineura floridana, 4069 nucleotides long. RefSeq names its product mex-3 RNA binding family member D (gene MEX3D). The coding region runs from base 246 to 2090 and encodes 614 amino acids. The transcript has 2 exons. Lineage: Eukaryota; Metazoa; Chordata; Lepidosauria; Squamata; Rhineuridae. The record is from RefSeq and is a predicted model, not a curated record. Gene Ontology annotation, molecular function: RNA binding.